AUGUUUUAACCAAAAAUGAUAGAAUUAGAAGAAUAACUUAUUUGUAGCAAAAACCAUAAAAGUCCUAUUCAAAUGGUUUUAUUAGAUAAAAACUUAAAGAGAGAAGAACGUCUUUUAUGUGCAAUUUGUUUGGAAAAUUUUGAAGGUGAAGCUAAAAUAAUUGGAAUUAAAAAAGUACUUUAAAAGAUUUAAGACAACUAACAGAAGAAAGUGGAAAACAUCUAAAAAUUGAUUAAUAUUGAUGUAGAUUUAGUAGAAUCAUUUGUGAGUGAACUAAAAUAAUUAAAGUCAAAAAUUAUAUAAUAAUUUGAUGAAUUAAUAUCUUAUUCUUCAGAGUGGAUCUAAAGUCUUAAUAAUAUUGGAUAAUAUAAUUCGUAAUAUAGUUUCUAUGAGGAAUUAGAAAUUGUUAUAAAGAAUAAUUAAAUGCAAAACUUAUUUAAUGAAUAAUCAAUCAUUGCCUAAAUAACAAAACUUAACAAUUAGCUUUAUGACAAAAUCAAUAUGAAACUAUCCGCUCUCAGGGACUAAGUAUUAUAUUCAUAAUGUGACAAAGCUUUAAUCAAUUUAAAUUAACACCAUAAUAUGAAAUUAAUAGAUAAUUCAAUUAUCAAAGCUGAAACCUGCUAUGCAAUUUCUUUUAAUUAAUCUGGGUCUCUCAUGAUCUCGGCCUCUAAUUAUGACAUUAUAGUAUGGAAAUUUGAGAAAGGAAAAAUGAAUGAAAUUACCAAAAUUAGUGGACAUACUUAAACUAUAUCUUGCUUGUAAUUUAGUUAAAAAAGCAAUAGUUUCGUAUCUGCCGGUUUUGAUAAUUCGAUUCGUUGUUGGAAUUAAAUUAAUUAAAAAGAAUGGAAGAGUUCCUAAUCCUAUACUUAACAUACAAAUUGUAUAAAUUGCUUAAUCUUAAAUCAAUCUGAAAACUAACUUAUUUCUGGUGGAAGAGAUAAAUCAAUUAAAAUUUGGAAAAUUGAUUUUACUAAUAAUUAAUUAACUUAUCUUUAUUAUUUAGAUAAACAUACAAAUAAUGUUUAUAGUUUGUGUUUUAAUCAAUCUGAAGAUACUUUGGUUUCUUGUGGUGAUGAAUCAAUAAUAAUUUGGAAGAUGGACAAUUUAAAAAAAUGGUAAUUUGGAUAAGUAGUUACAAAAUCAAUUAAUGAAUUUGGAUAUAGAUUAUGCUUUAUAAAUAAUGACUAAUUUAUUUAGAUUGCAGGAAAUUAAAUAAGUAAGGAUUGUAUCAGUACUUUUGAACUAAAAAAUGAAAAAUAUCAAGAAAAUUUAUCAAAAGAAUUAAAAUUAAUUAAAAAUGAUUAAACAUCUGAUCUCAAUUUAUUUCCAAUCUUUCAUGUCAGAUAAAAUAAUUUAAUGAUUGUUAAACACAAAUAUUAUGUUUACUUGAUCAAAAUAUCAAAUGAAGGCUAACUCAAAAUAAUCACAUAUAUAAAAUUUGAAUCCAAUUAUAUUUUUGGAGCAUUAUCUUAUGAUGGAAGAUAUUUGGUAAUUUGGGAGAAAGUUGAACAGAAAUUUCAUAUAUAUGAAUUAAAUAAUAAUUGA
Molecule: messenger RNA, 1548 nt
Organism: Paramecium primaurelia
Lineage: Eukaryota; Ciliophora; Oligohymenophorea; Peniculida; Parameciidae
Source: the annotation of a GenBank genome assembly